Molecule: messenger RNA, 3985 nt
Organism: Drosophila persimilis
Lineage: Eukaryota; Metazoa; Arthropoda; Insecta; Diptera; Drosophilidae
Product: mucin-5AC
Exons: 9
Coding region: 36-3614 (1192 amino acids)
Source: RefSeq, a predicted model, not a curated record
CUCAGUCCCAGCCGCAGUCUUCGGUGGCCUCGCCGAUGCCUGCCUUGGUGGAGAACUGGAGUGGAAAGCGGAAGCUCUAUGCCAUCGAUGAGCGCGAAGAGAGCUCGCCGGUGACUGUGGGCGAGGUGGAGGCGGAGACGGCCUAUGAUGCGGAUGUGGACGAGUUGGAGCAGCCCGUGGGUCAGCGUGAGAUCAUCUACGAGCUGUUCCAGCCCUGGGCCCUCUCCACCUACGGCGAUCAGGCAAAGACCAAGACGAUAACGCUGCGCAAGAAGGCGCGCAUUCUCAAGGCGCUGGAAGGCAAGGAGCACAGUCGCCCGGAUAGCUCAAAAUUUCGCUUCUGGGUGAAGACAAAGGGUUUCACCACAAAUCGUCCCGACGGCUAUGAAGAGGCUGCCGGCAGUCGACGACGCCUGAAGCCUCUUCCCAUUUCCGCAGUUCUCUCGGACAAUCCUGGCGAUGUGGAUCUUUUCGCCGCAUCGACCAGCAAGGGAUUCGGUCGUCGGAUCUACCGCAAGGUGGCCUGUGUAGAGGAGUUCUUCGACAUCAUCUAUAACGUGCACAUGGAGCUGGGCGGACGCAGUGGGAUGCAUGCUGGCCAAAAGCGCACCUACCGAAUUAUAACGGAGACCUACGCUUUCCUGCCCCGCGAGGCGGUCACCCGCUUCCUUACCAUCUGCCCCGAGUGCAAGAAGAACCUCAGACCCUCCUCGCCGACGGGGGGAUGCAAGGACUCAGAGCUGGCCGGCAAUGAGAGCUCCUCGGAAGUGGAGAACUAUCUGAAUUAUUCAUCGCACACGGAGAGCUCCUUGGAGGCGGGACCCACGGCCAAGCGGCGGCGCCACUCAAGUGCCGAUCUCAAGGGUUCAGUGCCCGUGGCCGGGGUGGGCGUUGGCGCCGCUGCCAGCAGUGCCAGUGCCACACAACUCGAUGUUCUCGGAGCCCCUCCACCCAGUCCCACCGCGAUACAACCCCGCGCCCUGGCGGCUGUCGAGACCACUCCGGUUAGCGUGCCCAAGAUACGGGUCAAGACACAGUUGCAGCGUCCGUUGAGUCCACCGGGGGGAGUUCCAAUCACAGGGCCCGGUGUUUCAGCUUCCGAGUUGCCCACCCCCAACCAGGGACAGCCCCAGAGCUUCAACAUGCAGCUUCUCAAGUCGCGGGAUAAUCUCCUCAAGUACUACGACUUUAUGCGACGCUUCUAUGCCGGUGGCUCGGUGCUUCAUGAACCGGUCCUAGCGCCGCCCCUCUACGGCAGCAGCCUACUGCAAAGCCUCAGCUAUCCAACCACCAACACGACAAGCAGCACUACUACGCCAACCCCUUCUACUACCCCUAGCUCGGCACCUCCCAGGGCAUCCUCCCCAGUGCCGACGACGACUCCGUCCGCUUCCUUUACCACCUUCAAGACCUCCCCAGAUAGUUUGUCUCGGGCACGCUCACCGAUACCGAUGGCCUCGGUAGCCACGCCUUCCGAUCCCCAAGUGUCCCAUACGCCGAUCAAUUUAACGAAAUCUCUAUUUUGCAGCCCGAAGAACGGGAGUCCUGCCUCGACCUCGACACCAGUUGCCGUGCAGGCCCCGCUCAAGUUGGAGCUACCCAGUCCGCCCAGGUCGUUGCCAGAGCUUCGCAUUCCCCAGAUACGUGGCAUGCCGCAUGUGGAGCUGUCCUUGCCGCUGCCUCCACUCGACUUGGAACGACUGAAGCCCAUUACCUCCACGUACUUGCAGUUGACACGCAGCAUGGGACUGAGCGACGAAGAUGCCUUGCGCUUUGAUAACCUGGAAACCAUACCAGCAACACCGGCCACGAACACCGACACAACCAGCACGGUGGUCGGUGUGGGCGGCGGCGUCGGCGCAGGUCUCGCUGGAGGAGGAGCAGGUGGCGGUGGAGGCCUCCUUGGCACCGGCGGGAUCCUCGGCGAAGUCGUCAGCGGCCUGGGCGGAGGAGGCGGCAGCGAGUCGGAGGCCUAUGCGGGCCUAAUGAAGGACGCAGACAAGCUGAAGCUGAUGCUCCUGGCUUGGAACUACCAGAACUCGACGGCGGUGCGUAACGGGACCGAAGGGCCAGACCUCAGUGUUGUGGGUGGGCUGUGGGCCCAGUACCAGAACGCGCUCGCCCAGAAUGCGGCUGCAGCCGCGGCGGCCAGUGCCAAGAUGGACAGCUCGCUGUCCCCAGUGCCCCGACAGGACACACACUCGCCCAUGGAGACGCAGGACGAGACAAACUCCUCCGGGCAGAAGGAGGAGGAUGAGGUUUCCGAAGACGACUCCGAUGACAAGCUGGACGAGAAGCUGGCCACCACACACGAUCCCGAGCGCCUCAAGGCCUUCAAUAUGUUUGUGCGGCUCUUUGUGGACGAGAACCUGGACCGCAUCAUCCCCAUCUCGAAGCAGCCAAAGGAGAAGAUCCAAGCCAUCAUCGAUUCGUGUGCUCGACAGUUCCCCGAGUUCAGCGACCGCUCCCGCAAACGCAUCCGCACCUAUCUCAAGUCGUGCAGACGCAAUAAGAAGACCCGCGACGGAUGGGAGAAUACGACCAGACCAACCCCUGCACAUCUCACGUCCGUGCAGGCGGAACAAAUCCUGGCCAUUGCCUGCGAGAACGAAUCGAUGAAUGCCAAGAGGAUGCGCAUCGGCCUGGAGCCCAUCACCCACGCGGUGCCGGCUCCGGGUAGCGCCGUUGCGGCAGCGGCUGCGGCAGCUGCGGCUGCUGCCGUUGUGGCUGCUACCAGCUCUGGUGCCGGCGGAACGAGCACCACGUCCGCGGGCAAUGCCACCGUCACCUGCGGAGGAGCAGGAGUCGCGGAUGCCACCGGCCUCACAAAUGUGGCGGCCGCUGCUCUGCCCUUUGUCAGCGCCGUGGGCUUUGCCCGCUCCACACCGAACUCGGAGCAUGCGGAGGCGCUGCCCUUCGGUGGGGCAAGCAAUGUGGGUGGGAGUGCGGGAGGCGGCAGUACCAGUGGAGCGGAGAGCAACUGUUCAGCGCGCAGCUCUCCAUUGGCCCUCAGCUCGAAUGCCAGCGUGAGCGGCGGGGCAAGCGUGACCGGCCUGACACUGGCCAAUGGGGCUGUGGCCUCGAAUGGGGCUGGCCUCCCGCCCACCAGCUACCCCGGCUACUUUCCCGGGGUGGCUUCCCUGGGUAAUGUGACGCCCACCGAUCUCUCGAUGAAACCGACCUCCCUGGGCUCCGGUGUCAGCGGCAACCUUCUCAGCAGCAACAACGGAAAUAUCUCCGUGGGCGGCGCCAUCAACUCCCAGCUGAGUGCCGCCAACCUGGCCACCCUAAGCAACGCCAACACCAAUAGCGCUCUGGUGACCGCAACCCAGCAACUGCAGCAGCUCCAACAGCAACAGCAACAACAACAGCAGCAGCAACAGCAACAACAACAGCAGCAGCAGCAACAACAGCAGCAGCAGCAACAGCUCCUGGCCAGCUCCGGGGGCGGUCUCGAUGGGCAAUCCUCCCGAGCGCCGCCUAUUCUUCCGCACAAGCUGAGUCCCAACGAGGUGUCCGCAGCCCGCCAGGUGAUAUCCGCAUACCGUGAGAGCGCGGCCUUUCUCCUGCGCACCGCCGACCAGGUGGAGCAGCUGCUGGUCCAGCAGCAGUAGGCGUGGCCGGGGGCGCACUCAAAUUUCCAGGACCCAAGCGAUGCCAGGCGCGCACGGGUUGUUCCUAUUUAAAAUUAAAUUUAAAUUCAAUUACACAAAAAACUGACCCACUCACCCCACACACUCUCGCGCCAAACUAAACGAAAUAGUCAAAGCAUAGAGCAAAACGAAGGAGCAACACAGGAGUAGAAGGAAGAGGAUCAGGAGAACAGGAGAGCAGGAAAUAGCCAAAGGAAGUUCGUUUAAACAAAACAUUUUAAGUGUUUUUUCCUCCAACUACGUACAGAAUAUUAAAAUAGAAUUAAACGAUAAACAAAAACCAAAACAAAUAUUGAAAAUAUCACAACAGUAAAAAUAGCAGAGCUGCUCCA